Molecule: messenger RNA, 3004 nt
Organism: Rattus rattus (black rat)
Lineage: Eukaryota; Metazoa; Chordata; Mammalia; Rodentia; Muridae
Gene: Znf454
Product: zinc finger protein 454
Exons: 5
Coding region: 1149-2714 (521 amino acids)
Biological process (GO): regulation of transcription by RNA polymerase II
Molecular function (GO): DNA-binding transcription factor activity; RNA polymerase II cis-regulatory region sequence-specific DNA binding
Source: RefSeq, a predicted model, not a curated record
UGCAGCCAUUCAUUCCCCGAUGAACAUUUUCUGCUUGAUGGACCACCUUCCCUAAACACACCAACCCUCCAGUGCAGGGUUCACUCUGUUUCUCCGCCCUCUGCAAACUGCAUGGACCUAUAACCACCCUAAGUGAGAGAAUGGCAUCUUUAAAGCCCGGACUAGAGUUACUCACAUUGCAUCCUAAAGGGUGGCCCGCAAUCCCAGAAGUGUCAAUCUCAAAUCGUAUUUUUUUUACUUGAAUUUGUUUCACUUUUUUUUAACCAACAACAAAGAUACUCCAUGAAUACUUAUUACAUAUUCAAAGGCAACUAGAUAUCUUCAGGGAGAGGUUAUGGUAUAUCACUCAAUACUCACAGGCCCUGGAAAAAUACAGUCAUCAGAAAUACAUCCAAACUUCUCUAUAUACCAUCCCGUGCAACCAGAGAGACUUGUUUACUUUGUAGAGACCUCCAGAGCCUUUGCCCUCUUUCCCUGCAACCCUGCUACCCCAACCCUCACUGCUCUCGGACUAGCACGCCUCCCCUGUCCAGCUCCAACAGAGGCUGUAGCACUUGUGGAGAGAGUGAUCCUGACUGUCUUUCCAGCUGUUUCUCUGCCGCUAGGUGCUGUUACGAAGUUCCUGGACGUUCCCUGGCUUUGCUUGCAGAGCCUAGGGUCUAGUUCCCUUGGUAACAGCAUCCUGGACCUUAUUUCACAGCGGGUCUCCACAGGACUAGACCACUUGUCUGCCCAGGGAGUGCACCGCAUCGGCUUCUGGGAAUUGUAGUUUCGCCCACAAAGCCACUCGGCACAGGCGCACUUAAUCACUUUUUGCAACUCGUCUCCCUCUGAGAAAAGGAGUCCAAAAACCUAAGGGCUGCAGCAAGGAGAUUUGUGGGAAUUUGGCUUCCGGGCCGGUGGACGAACGCGCAGGCGCGGCUCCGCGUCCAGCAGCAGGAUCCUGCUCAUUGUGUCCUGUCUGCACUGUCGAGGCUAUGCUGUGUCGCCUCCGCAGUGGACAGUCUUCUAAGGGAAGUCCCACAGUGACCUGCAGUAUCCAGAGAGCGAAGGUGUGCAGAUGCUUCUAGCCAGAGGAAUCCCACAGCUGUAAAGCUCCUCGCCUGUCUCCUCCUGCUCAGCGUUCCUCAGCUCACCAGAGAAAAGGAAUGGCUGUCAGCUACUUCCCAGCCCUGGUCCAGGACUUGGUGACCUUCAAGGAGGUGGCCGUGCUCUUCACCCAGGAGGAGUGGGGGUGGCUGAGCUCUGCCCAGAGGGACUUGUAUCAGGAUGUGAUGCUAGAGAACUACAGUAACCUGGUCUCGCUGGCAGGUCUCUUGGAAUCCCUACCAGACAUGUUCUUUCCCCUGGAAGAAGUGGAAGAACCUGCGUCAGAGGAAGCUCCCAAGGGCUUUGUUCUGGGAGGGAUGACUAUGGCCGUGAGUAAGAAAUUCCUCCAGGCAGAUAUCCCCGAGAAAGGAUCAGAUCAAUGGAUUACGGAGCAGAGAGCCACCAGAGAGACUCACUGGGCGUGUGCUGAGGAAGGUCAGGAGGUCAAGCCGAAGCAAGCAGUCCUCACCCAUCAGGACACUCCAUCAAAGCUGAGUGAGCAGAAAGUUGGGGAGUCUGACAAGGGCUGCACAGCGAGCUCCUCAACCAUUCGAAGUCAGAGAUCUCAAGCAAGCCAAAGAGCUUUCGAAUGCAACAGAUGCGGAAAAGUCUUCUCUAAGGGUUCCAUCCUUAAGAAACAUCAGAAACUUCACAUUGAAAAACUCAACCCAAGUCAGAAAACACUGGUGAAAGAAAAACGGUAUGAAUGCAGAGAGUGUGGGAAGACCUUCCACCAGAGUACACACCUCAUCCAUCACCAAAGAGUUCACACUGGUGAGAAACCGUAUGAGUGUAAGGACUGCGGCAGGGCCUUCUCAGUGAGCUCUUCGCUUACCUACCACCAGAAAAUCCACACCGGAGAAAAGCCUUUCGAAUGUAAUGUUUGUGGAAAGGCCUUUAUCCGGAACAUACAUCUCUCCCACCAUCAUAGAAUACAUACCGGAGAGAAGCCUUUCCAGUGCAACAUUUGUGACAAAGCUUUUGUUUGCAGAGCACAUCUUACCAAACACCAGAACAUCCACAGUGGCAAGAAGCCCUAUAAAUGUAGUGAGUGUGGGAAAGCCUUCGGUCAGAGUACAAGUUUCCUGCAGCAUCAGAGAAUCCACACUGGAGAGAAGCCCUUUGAAUGCAAUGAGUGUGGCAAGGCCUUCAGGGUGAACUCUUCCCUUACUGAGCACCAGAGAAUCCACACUGGGGAGAAACCGUAUCAAUGUAUUGAAUGUGGCAAAGCAUUCAGGGAUAAUUCAUCCUUCGCUCGACAUCGGAAAAUUCACACCGGAGAGAAGCCUUACAGAUGUGGUUUGUGUGAGAAAGCUUUCAGGGACCAGUCAGCCCUAGCACAGCACCAGAGAACUCAUACCGGGGAAAAGCCUUACACGUGUAACAUAUGUGAGAAAGCCUUCAGUGACCAUUCAGCCCUUACCCAACAUAAGAGAGUUCACACGAGAGAAAAACCGUACAAAUGUAAAACCUGUGGGAAAGCUUUUUUCCGAAGCACACACCUCACUCAACACCAGAGGAUUCACACGGGGGAGAAACCUUACAAAUGUAACAUGUGCGGGAAAGCCUUCAACCAGACUGCAAACCUCAUUCAGCAUCAGAGGCAUCACAUUGGAGAAUGGUGAUAGGAAGGCAGUUCAUAAGUGCUGUGGGAAUGAUGUCAUUAGUUAUUGAAUAGAAGAGAGGUCACAAUCACAAUGAAGUCUUUUAUCAGGAUGGUUGUAUUUACUGGCAGUAGGUUUCAUAAUGCCUUGGGUCUUGAGAAUCUUAGUGAUGAACACACCUUGCUCUUCAGUCUGCCUCAGUUAGAUAGCAGUGCCUUUUUAUUGCCCUGAAUUACUGACUACUAGAACCAAAAUGAAACUUCAUUAAAAGCAUAAAUGUCAGCUUGUCAAAUUCGCAACUGGUUAAGAUA